This is a messenger RNA of Rhodotorula graminis WP1, 1734 nucleotides long. RefSeq lists its product as uncharacterized. NCBI's taxonomy places the organism in Eukaryota, Fungi, Basidiomycota, Microbotryomycetes, Sporidiobolales, Sporidiobolaceae. Gene Ontology annotation, molecular function: structural constituent of nuclear pore; phospholipid binding. Gene Ontology annotation, cellular component: nuclear pore central transport channel; nuclear pore. The record is from RefSeq and is a predicted model, not a curated record. The transcript has 4 exons. Gene Ontology annotation, biological process: RNA export from nucleus; protein import into nucleus. Bases 1 to 1623 code for a protein of 540 amino acids.
AUGGGCCUGUUCUCGCACAAGGACAAGACAUCGCCGUCGGGCUUCUUCCCCGUCGACCAGACGCCCACCGACGAGCGCAGCGAGUCUGACGCCAUCAACAACCGCCCGCGCACCUCGACCUCGUCGGGCGGCAGGACGUCGCAGGACGCGGCUCGCCACUCGUCGUCGUCGACUGGAGCUGCCGCAGGCGCAGCAGCGGCGGCGGCGGCGGGCGCAGCUGGAGCGAGUCGGGCGCGCACUUCGCAUGACGGCGGUGCAGCUGCUUCGGCCUCGCCCAAGGUCGACCAGGCGCGCUCGUCCGGCCCGCUCACCAACGAGGUCCACUCGAGCCCCUCGAGCUCGUCGGGCCUCCCUGCUGGCGCCGCCCCGGCCGCCGCCGCCGCCGCCGCCGCCACCACCGCGGCCCACCACCACCCGUCCUCGUCCUCGUCCCCGACCGUCGCCCCCACUUCGGCUCGCGAGAUCAACAACCCCUCGUCCUCCUCCACCGCCGCCGCUUCGACCGGCCUACCCUCGAUCCAGGACCAGUCGGCCGGCCUCACCCGCGGCGCGACCCUCAAGGAGCGCUCGGCCACGCCCCACAGCCACCACGCCCAGCCCGGCUCGGACGCCGUUCUGAGCGAGGAGCAGGCCAAGCUCGCCGAGCACGACCACAAGUACCUCCAGCCGGUCGUCCACGAGCGUCGUCACAUCCACGAGGUCGAGGAGCUCGAGCGUCACCGCGUCGUCGACCGUCACGUCCACCACGUCCAGCACCACGUUCAGCCGCUCGUCGACGAGCGCCACCUCGAGACGGUGCACUCGUACCGCGAGGUCCCCGUCACGCACGUCGAGGAGGUGCACGCCAACACGCCCGACGACCGCGCGCUUCUCGCUCGGCUCAACGCCCAGAGCAUGAGCACCUACACGGUCGUGCCGCACCAGCGUGUCAAGGUCGACAAGGGCGAGACGCAGGUCACCGAGAACGUCGUUCACCACUACCACACGAUCGUCAUGCCCGUGUGGCAGCGUGACCUGCACGAGUUCUACCGCCUCAACUCGAACUUCUCGCCGGCCUCGAUGCUCAACUCGAGCGGCGGCCCGGCCGCGGCGCACGGCCACGCGCAGCAGCACAACGUCGCGUCGCCGUCGGUCCAGCACGGCGCGUUCGGGUCCGUCUCGCACCCGCCCGGCGCCAAGGUCGUCCCCGGCGGCGUGUCGCUCAUGGGCCCGCCGCAGGCUCGCGAGGGCCACAAGCUCGUGCCGGACUCGCGCCCCGAGAUCGGCGGCGAGAGCACGGCGUACGAGGUCGAGUACGUCAACCGCGAGCCCGUCUUUACCUCGUCGGCGACGCACCCGGUCCAGCGUCACGGCCUCCAGCAGCAGCAGCACUCGCCGCUCCAGCAGCAGCAGCAGCCGGGCGCCGGCAUCUCGGGCGCGCACGCGAGGCAGAGCAGCCUGUCGAGCUCGGUUGGGCGCCACGCCCGCACGUCGUCGCUCGGCCAGACCGUGCCAGGCGGCAACCUCGCGACGACGACUGGCGGCCACCACCACGGCCUCCACCAGCAGCAGCAGGCGUCGUCGCCGCAGAUGGCCGGCCUCGAGCAGGGCAUGCAGAACACCAACCUCGGCGUCGCGAGGUGAACGCUUCCUCCUCCCUCCCUCCUUCUCUCGUACAAAGACCCUCGAACUCGUAGUGCCUCGUUCUGUGUAGCUCUCUCUUCAGUCUUGAUAUCAGUCAGCCUGUCGUCGACC